GAUUAUGAAGCGAACCCCUCUCUCGGCAAGGUUCAUGACCUCACCCCUUUUGAGGAUAUUCUUCCAAUCACUGAAGCAACAUAUCAACAUGGAAAUUGACAUCAUCCAAAGAAUUACCUUAGAAUAUAUUCAUAACCUCAUAACUCAAUUUAUAUCACAGUAAUGCGAAAUUUGAAGUUUUUCCUCCAUAACAAUCUCAUCUACCAAACCUCGUUAGUUCCUAUUCAUUCUAGUCGAAAUAUGCGUUACACAGGAUCCUGCUACUGCCGCGCCAUAAAAUAUACUUUUAACGUCGAACCAUCCGAAGCCAGAACAUCUCUAUGUCAUUGUCACAAUUGCAAGGUACUCCCAUCCCUUUUCAUUUUCCUUCAAGAUUUCCCACAAUAGCACUCCCUUGCUCAUUUUGAAAAAUCACUAGAAAUUCUUUGGCACAAACUACGGCCUGACAACUAAAAUCCCCGCCUCAUCAUUCAAAAUUAUAGAGGGCGAGCCCAAAGUCCACGAAGCGGAUAAUGGGUCUGGGAGUUUAUUGCAUAGGGAAUUUUGUGGUGUGUGUGGAGGAGGAAUUUUGGAGUAUGGGGUAAGCCCAAGAUAUCUCGAUUAGGAAAUGAUGGGGAGGAGGACUGACAAUGGGAUGAAUUAUAGGAGCAAGCUAAGGAGCAUUUCAGAUAUGUGAUGUAUGGAACUAUAGAUAAGCCGGAGGGUUUGGAUCCAAAAGGAGAAUUCUUCUGCAAGUAUAGGGAAAAAUGGAUGCCGGAGAUUGAGGGUAAGAUACCAAGUUUUCGAUUAUGAAAAAUGUGAGGUUAACAUUAUUUUGUAACGAAUAGGAAUCUUUCAUAAGCAGGAACUCAAAGAAUGACUGGUUGGAUACUAGAAAUAAAUAAUUAAAUAAAUGCAAUUUUUUGUGUGUAGAAGGGUAUUCGGAAUCACGAUUACUUCCUGUUGUCCUUACAUUUUCAUCUUUUCCCUCAUUCAAUUUCCUACUAUAUAUUCUCAUGAUAAUUCUCUAAGAGAUUUUUAUCAAAUAAUCUAAAAUGAUUAUACUUAUACUUAUACUGUAAAAAUGGUAGGUCGAGAUACGUGCAUCCCGAUAACACAC
Molecule: messenger RNA, 1099 nt
Organism: Sclerotinia trifoliorum
Lineage: Eukaryota; Fungi; Ascomycota; Leotiomycetes; Helotiales; Sclerotiniaceae
Source: the annotation of a GenBank genome assembly